Messenger RNA from Thunnus maccoyii (southern bluefin tuna), 4225 nucleotides. RefSeq names its product phosphoinositide-3-kinase, regulatory subunit 5 (gene pik3r5). Lineage: Eukaryota; Metazoa; Chordata; Actinopteri; Scombriformes; Scombridae. Gene Ontology annotation, cellular component: phosphatidylinositol 3-kinase complex, class IB. The record is from RefSeq and is a predicted model, not a curated record. The transcript is spliced from 18 exons. Bases 243 to 2882 code for a protein of 879 amino acids. Gene Ontology annotation, biological process: G protein-coupled receptor signaling pathway; positive regulation of MAP kinase activity. Gene Ontology annotation, molecular function: 1-phosphatidylinositol-3-kinase regulator activity.
GCGUCGCGGACUCAGACGUCUUUGAGUGCAGCACAGAGCAACAUCCAGCGAUUGAUUUCACUCUUGUUUCAUUGCACUGCUCUGCCUUGCCCAGGAUGUGGCUUUGUCUGUUAAACCGUGAUGUUUGUGGUGAAUGAAUGGCAGUGGCUCUGAAUUGGAUAGACUUUGGCGUGUUGGACUCUUUAGACAAGAACAGAGGAUAUGGAUGCAGGACAGUAAACUUCAGAACCUGAGCCGCAAAGAUGCAGCACACCUCGUGUACAGAGGACAGGAUCCAGCAUGCUCUGGACAGGUGUCUGAACGGGCUGAGACAAAGCCCCACAGCAGAACAACACUGGAACGUGGUGAUGUGCUCGGCGGGUCAGUCAAUGAACCGCUGGAGCCUGGAAGAGUUGGUGAAGAGGGACCCAGAGAACUUCCUCAUCCUCUUGCAACAGAUUAUCAGAAAGACCAAAGAGGUUCAGGAGCAGUGUCAGUACGAGCUGGUGACUCCCCUCGCUAUCAUGUUCUCCUCCACACUGCUUCAGACACCGUACUGUCCUCCAGACACAGAGCUGCUGGAGGAGGCUAUCAAGGUGUUUCGUUGCUUCCUCACCUGGCCUGAGCCUUACUGCAUUGUGUGUAGGAACCUCCUCUCCACACUACAGCUGGAGAUCAAGGCCCCAGGGAUUUCCUUUCAGAGACUAGUGAGAGAAGAGCAGGGCCUCAACACCUCCAGCCAGUGCUCCAAGACCAUGACUGUGCUGCUGAUGAACCCGGGUGAGGUUCCCGCUGACUUUCUCUCAGUGGCUGAGCAACUCACUCGCAUUCAGCACUCACAGCAAGAGACCUACAUCACCCUGAUUAAACACGCCUUCCAGUCCACACUAAGCACCAAGUACCCUCUCCAUAGCAUCCACAGAGCCCUGCAGGCAAAGAGCGUGAAUGAAUUAGGGGAGAUCUUCUCUGCAGUAAGCAAUGUCUUAGAGGCGGCUGCUGCCAUGAGUGACCCUCUGAAGGGCCGCAGUCAUGUGAUCCAGAAACUAGAGGAACUAAGGGAGAGGCUGAGAAUCCCUGCAUCCAAUGGAAGAAAGUCUGAUGGAAUGCUACAGACACUACCGCUCCCUACAGCCAAGUGUUACAUGUUUCACUGGGAAAAAGACAACUUUGAUGUUCUGAACACCCUUUUGGAGCACGAUCCUGACAAACUGGACAGUAAUGGGCAAGCUGAGGAGGAUGAGGAGGGGGUUGAGAUUGAUGAUGAUGAUGAUCUUGAAGAAGAGGACGAAGAAGACAAAGAAGAGGAGGAACACAGCGUAGGACUGCCUUCAGAGCCUAAUGUCUGCAGCAACAACCAUCGCGCCUCUACUUUCUCGACCAUUUCGUCCGUGUCCACCGCCUCCAAAGACUCCAUGUUCUCCACCUUGUCUGUAGCCUCAGAGUCCUACGCUUCAUCCCUCUUCUCUGUCACUUCUGGAGCUGAUAGUGACUACUUUGAUGAUUCCGAUGACUAUAUCAGUUCUUCUCCCGUUGCUGAAAAAUAUUCACCAAAGUCUGCUAAAGCUUCGGCUCGGCUCAGCCAGCACAUUUACCGGCUCUUCAUAAAACCCAGGAGCCCUCGGUCACUGUCUCGUGCCAAAAGCUUAGGUAACACAGAAUCAAAAGAGCUUUUGGUGGUGCGAGAGCAACGCUCCAACUCUCUACCCCAGCAAGUCCUCUUACGUAGUGAACCCCUAAACCCACAAAGUCAGACUCUCAGACAUGUUUGCUUCCGAAGGAGGCCUAUUCUCAGCAGUGAUGAGGACAGUAAGAAUAUUACAUUGAGGGUGGUGGUGUUUGGUGCUGAUCAUGUAGCAGGGAAGGUGGCGCGGGCCUACAAUAGCCUGAAAAGAAAGGAGAAUGCAUGUCCACGUCUCAGCAGGGCCUUCAAGCUUCAGUUCUACUUUGUGCCUGUGAAGAGGGACUCAGCAGCAGGGCCGGGGAGUCUGAAGGGUCCCAGUCAUAUGUUUCAAACUGGAAGUCCAAAAGGAACAGCCUUGUCUAAACAGGAUGGGGACAGUACAAACGACAUUGCCCAUCUCCUUGGUAUGUUGGACCCUUGGUACGAAAGAAACACCCUUACCCUGCUUGACUUGCCUACCAACGUCGUCUGCCAGCAAACCUCAAAGACGGAGUCAGACUCGUAUGAUGGUUCAUAUGAGCACCGUCUACCCAUCCUGGCUGACUUGGUCCUGUAUUACUGCCGUAACGCUGCCCGGCCAGCUCUGAUCCAGCUCUAUCAGGCUGAGUUGACGUUAGCUUGUGGAGAGAGGAGGACCGAGGUGUUCGUCCACUCCCUAGAGUUGGGUCACACCGCAGGAACACGAGCCAUCAAGGCCAUGGGUGCUGCCAGUAAACGCUUUGGUAUCGACGGUGACAGAGAAGCAGUGCCGUUAAUGUUGGAUGUGGUAUACAACAGGGUGGUGAUUAGUGGGAGAAGCCAGAGGAAAAAAGAAAGCAAAGUCUGUACUUCAAUAAACUUAACCAAAGCGUGUAAGAAUCCCGAGGAACUAGACUCAAAGAUGGAGUGCCUGCAGCUCACGAUGACUGAGGUCCUGAAGAGACAGAACGGUAAAAGCAAGAAGGGCUACAACCAGCAGCUGAGCGUGACAGAGGUGAAGGUGGACAAAGUGCAAGUCAGCGGUGCUGGAAACACAACCUUUGCUGUAUGUCUGGACCAAGAUGAGAAAAAAAUACUGCAAAGUGUCACGAGGUGUGAAAUAUCAGUAUGCUCUAAAUCUGACAGCACCUCUGACUGGAAGCUAAAAAAAGCCCGGGUCUCGGCCCAAAUCCAGCCUCUCAACCCGACCUUCUGCUCCCUUCUCUGCCUGCCCAUAGUCACUUUCAGUGGGGCUCUUCCCUGAGACUGCUGGCCUCUGGUUCGGGUGGUUUGAAAGGAAAGACUGUGCAUGUUGUACGAGCUUCAUAUGCUCUGAAUGACUGAAUGACUGACCGCAGUGGAAAUGUACACAGGACGUGUUUUUUUCAUUUCUGCCUGGUGCUUUGAAGCUGCCGCGGUCAAGUUCACAUGUUGAUGGGCUCACAUGUCAGUGGCACACAACUGUUGGAAAACAGAAGGACUUAAGCAGGAAAGGUGAUCAGGAAACUGCAGACCGGGCUGGCCUGUGAUCGUUGACACAUACCAAAGGACCCAAGAAACAAAGAUGACUGGAGAUACAGUAGCUCUAAUGAUGCUGAGUUCAGCUUUCUCUGCACAAAGCAUUUAUUCACUGCUGUGUAGGCAACUGUUUCAUUCUUCAGGUUUCAGUUCUUCUUUUCCUCUUGGCAGAGAAGUGACCUUACCCACAAUAACAGCAGAAUGUAAACUAGUCACACAGGGUGAAUCUGCAGAGGCUCAGGCGGGAUGGCAUCCAAACUGGCAAGACAAAUAUGUUGUAAUAAGCAGAGAGAUGGGAUGUUAAAAUUUCAGAACUCUUUCUCUACAUGAACAUGGAGGACCUCAGGACAGACUGGACUAUGUAAUGGCUCCAUUAGGAGAGAUCAUCAGACUAUGGACACUAUGGAUACAAUUUGUAAAUACUAUGUUUAUGAAAUAUUGUAUUGCAUAAUAUAACUUGUUGUGUGUCUGUUAUGAAUGGGCUUUUAGUGAUAACGUUUCUCCUAAGGAGUUAUAAUGAAGCCACUGUUUUAACUGAAAUUAUAAAUAUGAGCAGCAGGGGGCUCUAUUGAUAUUCAAUUUGACUUCAGUUGAAGUAAAGAUUACUUUAACAAUCUAGAGUUUGUGAUAUUUUUGUAAUGACUAUAAUGUAGCUCAAUGUGUAAACAAUAUUUUUACUUUUUUAAAAGUUGCUAUUUUGGUGCUACAAAUACAUUCAAAUGCACAUCUCCCUGAUUCACUGCACUUCGCAUACUGUGAGCUUUAUACUGUAUGCAUACUGUAACAAUGACAUUUUUAAAAGGUGUGUUUUUGUUUUGUUAAUGUAAAGGGAAAAUAUCCUGAUCACCUGACUGAGACUGAAAUAGGACUGCAUAUAAACUAAUAUGGAAUAGAAGCACUUGAAUAUCUGAAUGAAUGAAUUAUAGGAAAAUUAAGGUACUUUAUCACUGCUCUCUCCCUACAUGCCUUCUCUGGUGGAAAUAUUGCAAACGCAAUAUUCAAUUUAUAAUUGUAUGUCAAUCAUCUACACAAUGGAUACAUCUCAAAUUCAAUAUACAUUAAAAUAUGUUUCUACAAGAUUAAAUUUCA